Molecule: messenger RNA, 1305 nt
Organism: Entamoeba invadens IP1
Lineage: Eukaryota; Evosea; Mastigamoebida; Endamoebidae
Exons: 1
Coding region: 1-1305 (434 amino acids)
Source: RefSeq, a predicted model, not a curated record
AUGUGUUUGAUAAUUUUAUUGCUUGUAAAUGUUCUAUUUUCCAAGAAUUUAACACCAUUGAGCAAUUGCCAAAAAGCGCGUAUAUCACAUUUCAGUGGUUGGGAAAAUGGUGGGGCGUGUCAAUUUGGUCCAGUGAAUACAACUAUUGUUGCAGGCUAUAUGUUUGGUGCAUCGCCAAAUGAAGCGUUCUUUAUGAACACGCAACAAUGUGGAAUUUGCUAUGAUGUAGUAGGACCGUCUGGCAGUAUGCGAGUGUUAGUGACCAAUUUCUGCCCAAUUAAAGACGCACCCUGUCGGGGCGAUAUGAUUCACUUUGAUUUGAAUGACAAUGGGUACGCAAAUAUAGCCGACUAUGACUUGGGGAGUAAUAACGUUUCGAUUAAAAUGGUGCCAUGUGACCACAAUAGUAACAUUCAAGUUAAUAUCAUAGAUGGGAGUAAUGCCUAUUACAUAGGAUUUGUAAUACUGAAACACAUCAUUGGGAUCAACGGAGUUCAAAUAAGUCAAGACAAUUAUACUUGGAUCAAGCUCGCUCGAAACAGUAAUAAUAGAUGGAUAUACGACCCAGACAAACCACUUAUUAUUCCAUAUUAUCUGCAAGUCACUGCAAUUUCUGGUGAAUCAGUCAACAUCAAAAUGACAUCUACAACUGCAUUUGACACAAUCACUUCAGACGUUCAGUUCAAAGUCCCAGACGACUUGUUCUUCGAAAUGGAAACGUUGAAAAUUGCACAAAAGCCAGUGAAUAUGGAGGAGUGCUGCGAAUUACCAGAUGACUGGACUGACGUGUAUGAGGACAGCCAGAAAGGUGUCUGGAUAGGGAUGAGUAUCAGAUCAACCACUGAUUUUGGAAGUGUGGAGAGUCCUUAUAAAGGAACUAAAUGUAUAAAACAGGAAAUGGGUGAUUAUGCUGGACUGCAUUUUUAUACGAAUACCCCACCAAAGAGUGGAAUGUAUACUGGGUUCUAUGUCUAUGUCAAAGUAACAGAAGAGUGCAAUUCGUGUUUGUUGUUCAAAGCUAAAAAUCCACAAAACAAUGGAAUAAAGAAGAGUGUAGUUGUAGGUGAGUGGACUAAAAUAGAAGUCACAUUUGAUGAGAUUGGCGCUGACAUUACCAAUUUUUUAGGGUUUACUAUCACAAACGAACAGAAAGACGUCAGAACAGUAUAUUUCGACGAAAUACAUUUAAUUAAAAGUAUUGACCCGCCUUCAACAAGAAAAUGCACCGAAGAGUUUCGACCACAAAAUGGGGUGUUAAACACACCAUUGUUAUUGCUCUCUUCAUUCAUUUUUAUAAUAAUUUAA